AUGGAUGCACGAGGCUUCUUCGAUAACGACACGUUCUCGGACAUCAUCAUCAAGACGGACGGGCGAGAAUUCAAAUGCCACAAGAUGGUGCUGUACAACAGCGGCUCCGACUACUUCAAGGCACUUCUCAAGCCUGACAGUGCUUUCGCCGAAGCCCAGCAGAGUACUAUCGAAUUCAAAGAAGACUCGUAUUACGCUGUAAACGUCGUGCUGCGUCACAUUUAUGGCUUCGAGUACGGGGUCAGCGACGACGUGGAAGGCGACAUUGCGGUCUACGCAGCGGCGCAGAAGUACAUGUUGCCUGAACUGCAAGCGAAAGCACUUGCUGCAGUGCAGAAGACGGUCGCUGUUGCGCUCGACUUGCCUACUGUUACAGACCCCGAUGCACGACUGGUGUUCAGGCUCCUGGAACUACUCGUGGAGAACAAGCACCAUGGUGACGCCUUCACGAACAUGGCCGACGAGUUGCUGGCGAAACACACUGCGAGCUUGAUGAAGCUGUACGCUUUCCGCGCGUGGUUGGAGGAGGAGGGGAAUCCAGGUCUUGACAUUGUGGUGGCUUCGAUCAAUACUGGGAAGCAAACAAAGUCCCACAAGACACAGCAUUCUAUCAGAGUCUGCGGGAGCUGCAUGAAGAUGGUCGUUGACGCGCCUAUAAGACACUGUGUCAACUGCGCAAUCGGAGGGCGCUUUGUUUCGUCGUACUGUGUAGAGUAUGAGCUCGGCAAGCUGAGUCUUGUGUAG
Messenger RNA from Saxophila tyrrhenica, 744 nucleotides. RefSeq lists its product as uncharacterized. Bases 1 to 744 code for a protein of 247 amino acids. The transcript is spliced from 2 exons. Gene Ontology annotation, cellular component: cytoplasm; ubiquitin ligase complex. Gene Ontology annotation, molecular function: protein binding. Lineage: Eukaryota; Fungi; Ascomycota; Dothideomycetes; Mycosphaerellales; Extremaceae. The record is from RefSeq and is a predicted model, not a curated record.